Messenger RNA from Xyrauchen texanus (razorback sucker), 1241 nucleotides. Its product is annotated as gap junction Cx32.2 protein-like. NCBI's taxonomy places the organism in Eukaryota, Metazoa, Chordata, Actinopteri, Cypriniformes, Catostomidae. Gene Ontology annotation, cellular component: connexin complex. Gene Ontology annotation, biological process: cell communication. The record is from RefSeq and is a predicted model, not a curated record. Bases 161 to 997 code for a protein of 278 amino acids. The transcript is spliced from 2 exons.
AAGAUGUCUAAUCUCAACAAUCGAGUCUUGACUGAGAGUCUGUCACUUCGCGAAUAUAUACAGAUCGUCUAGGAUUUAACGGCAGAGUUGUUAUUGAAUCAUUUAUCAAUCUCAGAAUCUUAAAACAAGCUCAUAAAGGAAGACCUAAGAAACUGAGAACAUGGGAGACUGGGGGUUUCUUUCUGCUUUACUGGACAAGGUGCAGUCCCACUCUACUGUGAUUGGCAAAAUAUGGAUGACCGUCCUCUUCAUAUUCCGAAUCCUGGUUUUGGGAGCUGGAGCAGAGAAUGUUUGGAGUGAUGAACGAUCUAACUUAGUAUGCAACACAAACACACCUGGUUGUGAGAACGUGUGCUACGACUGGAAGUUCCCCAUCUCACAUGUUCGCUUCUGGGUGAUGCAGAUCAUCUUCAUAUCUACUCCAACGUUGGUGUAUCUGGGCCACGUGGUGCACGUCAUUCACCAAGAGAACAAACUGAGAGAGGAGCUGAAAAGGAACCCAGUAGCAAAGUCACCAAAAUACUCGAAUGAAAAGGGCAAAGUUGUUAUUAAAGGCAGCAUGCUGGGUAGCUACUUGACUCAACUGUUUAUUAAGAUCCUAUUAGAAGUCGCUUUUAUCGUUGGACAGUAUUAUCUGUUUGGAUUUAUCAUGGAGCAUAUGUUCCACUGUCAAAAAUUACCCUGUACAGUUAUGACCGAAUGUUUCAUGUCUAGACCCACAGAGAAAACCAUCUUCAUUAUCUUUAUGCUGGUUGUAGCAUGCAUAUCUCUGGCUUUAAAUGUUCUAGAAGUAUUCUAUUUGCUUUGUAAGAGGAUAACUGGGAAAAAAGACAAACACAGGGAGAUAAUUUAUGUUAAUGAUACCAGAUAUCCUUCCCAGUUUUCUGUAGAACUUGAUGCUGUUAAUGGAAUGAGACACAAUGAGCUAAACAUGGCCCUUCAAAACAGGUGGGACCAAAGCAAAGGAGGUCUUGAUGCGGCCAAAUCUCAGCUUUAGAGUCAGUCAAUGUGCUAAUUAAAAUACAUAUUACCAUACCAAUGUAAUCAACAUUAACAGUAGUAUUAAUAUCAAGGUAACGCUCAGCCUAUGCGUACAUUCACUUUUGUUAAUUGUACACUAGAUGGCGCAAUAACCUUUCAAUAUUCACACACUAACUCACACUACAAGGCCAGUGCAUUAUUUUUCUCUUUGUCUCUGUCAAUAAAAACAACCAUAAAUUAAAUAAAUACCGCACUUAACA